Nicotiana attenuata is the source of this 1675-nucleotide messenger RNA. RefSeq names its product heat stress transcription factor A-6b-like. The coding region runs from base 428 to 1426 and encodes 332 amino acids. The record is from RefSeq and is a predicted model, not a curated record. Lineage: Eukaryota; Viridiplantae; Streptophyta; Magnoliopsida; Solanales; Solanaceae. Gene Ontology annotation, molecular function: DNA-binding transcription factor activity; RNA polymerase II cis-regulatory region sequence-specific DNA binding. The transcript has 2 exons. Gene Ontology annotation, biological process: regulation of transcription by RNA polymerase II. Gene Ontology annotation, cellular component: nucleus.
UUUGAUUGAACCGUGACUUCAUCCAUUUUCCCAUUACUCUCUCUCUUGCAACAUAAAUUCCCACUUCUUCUGCCUCUUCCCCAUACUUUGAACCCUAUCUUUCUGAUUCACAAACUGUUUUUGCUGCUUUUUUACCUGUCCAUGUCCUCUAUUUUCUUGGAAAAUUAUUGAUUCUUGUCUAAUCUCGUAUUCUUUUGUGUAAUUUUCAAAGUCUCCUUCCCUCAGUUCAAAAACCCUUUUCUCUCAAACCCCAACUACUAAAAUCAAUACAUUUGAAAGAAAAACUCAAAGAAGUUAAGGCAUAUAUUGUUAGCCUUCCUUUGACCUCAACAGCCAUUUUGGUCAUACUUUAAAUUCUAUCUAACUUUAUUCAUUGACUCAAACUUGUAGUAUCUUUACUCACAUUUCUUGAAGAUUCAAGGUAAUAAUGGAUCAUCUUGGUUCAAUAAAGGAAGAGUUUACUUUCAUGUCCAAUAUGCCUCAACCAAUGGAGGGUCUUCAUGAGAGUGGCCCUCCACCAUUUCUCAAAAAGACUUACGAACUUGUCGAUGAUCCAAGCACCAACGACGUCGUUUCUUGGAGUAGAGGUAACAACAGUUUCAUCGUUUGGGAUCCUCAAACCUUGGCCAUUAAUCUUCUUCCAAGGUAUUUCAAGCAUAACAAUUUCUCCAGCUUUGUCAGACAGCUCAAUACUUAUGGAUUUAGGAAGGUUAAUCCAGACCAUUGGGAGUUUGCUAAUGAAGGUUUCUUGAGGGGGCAAAAGCAUCUCUUGAAGAAAAUUAGGAGGAGAAAGACAAGUAAUAAUAGUUUACACUCAGCUGGCAAUUGCAAUAAGGCUUCAAACCAAGGUAUGGAGUACUCUUCAUGUGUUGAGUUGGGGAGGUUUGGAUUAGAUGGAGAAAUUGAUCGAUUAAGGCGCGACAAGCAGGUUCUAAUGAUGGAACUUGUUAAUCUUAGACACCACCAGCAGACUACCAAAUCAUACCUUAAAUCAAUGGAAGAAAAACUUAUAGGGACAGAAAUGAAGCAGCAGCAGAUGAUGAGUUUCUUGGCCAAAGCAAUACAGAAUCCAAACUUUGUGCAGCAGAUAAUGCAGGAAAAGGAUAAAAGGAAAGAACUUGAGGAAGAAAUCAACAAGAAAAGGAGAAGGCCAAUUGAUCAAGGUCCUAGCAAUAUUGAAAAUCUUAAUAUAAAGCAAGAACUUCAAGAUUAUGGUGAUGUUUAUGGAUUUGAUGAUUUAGAACUGGAGGAAGAUGACUAUGUUGAUCAGAAAGCACAUAUAGAAAGUGGAGAUAAAGCAAUUAAUGAAGGAUUUUGGGAGGACUUGUUGAAUGAAAAUAUUGGUGAAGAUGAGAUGGCUUUACUUGGUAUAGAAGAAGAGGAUGAAGAAGAUAUGGAUGUUUUGUCUGAACACCUUGGUUUUUAGGUUCUAACCUAAAAUAAAUAGCCUUCUGGCUGAUUUCUGAAUUGUAUUAGCUCUUGGAGUAUCUGGUUCAGUUACUUGGAUACAUCAUUCAUAACUGACUGUCCCAUAAACUUUGUAAUUCUUUUUUUCAUUCUUUGGAGUAUGUUUACUUGAGAUUCAAUGUUUUCAAGGAGUCUAGCUUUUGGACUUGUUAGAAAUUUGUAUGUCUCAAUAUAUUAAAAAUAUAGAACUUUAGUGUUUCUAUUUUAA